Messenger RNA from Brassica napus (rape), 623 nucleotides. RefSeq lists its product as uncharacterized. The transcript is spliced from 3 exons. Lineage: Eukaryota; Viridiplantae; Streptophyta; Magnoliopsida; Brassicales; Brassicaceae. The record is from RefSeq and is a predicted model, not a curated record. Bases 144 to 398 code for a protein of 84 amino acids.
GUUUCCACCACAUAAAACUGACAGUUUAUAAAAUGGAAACUAGGCUUCUCCACUCUUCUCCAUACCAAAACCCAUUUCUCCUCAUUUUCAUUUAAUUAAUUACAUUCUCCCCUAAACGAACAAAGAGUAAUUAACCAUAUAAUAUGCCUCUUAGGAUCAGACCCUUAUCUUUCCUCUUCCUCAUGCUCAUUGUUUGCUCUUCAUCAUUAGUGAAAGGCUCUCUCCAGCUUGAAGGCGCAAAGAUGCAUGAGAGUUUCAUGCUUUACAAGAGUGAGGAGAUGGAAGUGAAGAAGAUCUCGAGCCACAGGAAGUUAAUGUUCCACUCGACUACGGACUACGACGACGCAGGAGCCAACCCUAAGCACGACCCAAGAAGGAGGCCCGGAGGCAAGCCUUGAAUUAUUCAACACAUGAUUCUCUCUCGCUCUCUAUAUAUAAAUUAGCCUAUAUACACAUGCACUAGUAUCUAUAUAUAUGAGUGUGUGUAUCCUAUUCUGACAUUUUGUUUGGAUGAGAUCGUUGUACAAUACCCUUCGGAAACGCUUCGUGAAAGGGGGACUAGUUUUCAUUACAUAGAUAAACCAUGAAUGAACUAUUAUGAUUAUCAUCUUAUUUUAUUGACA